CGUGAUCGUAAUCCUACCGCCAAAAUGUCGCAAGUCCACGCCCUGUCCGACGAUCAGGUCGGGCAGGAGCUCCGUAAGAUGACGGCGUUCAUCAAGCAGGAGGCCAUGGAGAAGGCCCGCGAGAUCGAGAUCAAGGCCAACGAGGAGUUCGCCAUCGAAAAGUCCAAGCUGGUGCGCCAGGAGACCGACGCCAUCGACAGCCAGUACGAGAAGAAGUUCAAGCAGGCCACCAUGUCUCAGCAGAUCACCCGGUCGACCGUCGCCAACAAGACACGUCUCAAGGUACUGGGCGCACGCCAGGAGCUGCUGGAUGACAUCUUCGACGCCGCGCAGAAGCGCCUGUCCGAGGGCACCAAGGACAAGAAGAAGUACCAGGAGAUCCUGAAGAACCUGCUCCUCGAGGGCUUCUACGCCUUGCACGAGCCGCAGAUGCAGGUUCGCGCCCGUAAGGCCGAUUACGACGUUGUCAAGAAUGCAAUUGAUGCCGCCGCCAAGGAGUAUAAGCAGAAGGUCGGCUCGGAGAUCAAGGCGACGAUCGACGAAAGCAACCCCAUUGCGGAUGGAAGCGCUGGCGGUGUUGCUAUCCUUGCCGGUGGUGGCAAGAUUGAGAUCGACAACACAUUCGAGGCAAGGUUGUCCAUCCUCAACACCAGUGCAUUGCCUGCGAUGAGGGAGGCCUUGUUUGGAAAGAACCCGAACCGCAAGUUCCGCGACUAA
Molecule: messenger RNA, 717 nt
Organism: Pyricularia pennisetigena
Lineage: Eukaryota; Fungi; Ascomycota; Sordariomycetes; Magnaporthales; Pyriculariaceae
Exons: 3
Biological process (GO): proton transmembrane transport
Cellular component (GO): proton-transporting two-sector ATPase complex, catalytic domain
Molecular function (GO): proton-transporting ATPase activity, rotational mechanism
Source: RefSeq, a predicted model, not a curated record